Camelus dromedarius (Arabian camel) is the source of this 5305-nucleotide messenger RNA. It is a transcript of the gene ARHGEF2, whose product is annotated as Rho/Rac guanine nucleotide exchange factor 2. The transcript has 22 exons. Gene Ontology annotation, biological process: actin filament organization; cell morphogenesis; positive regulation of neuron differentiation. Gene Ontology annotation, cellular component: cytoskeleton; ruffle membrane. The record is from RefSeq and is a predicted model, not a curated record. The coding region runs from base 1357 to 4233 and encodes 958 amino acids. Lineage: Eukaryota; Metazoa; Chordata; Mammalia; Artiodactyla; Camelidae. Gene Ontology annotation, molecular function: guanyl-nucleotide exchange factor activity; microtubule binding.
UUUUUAAAAUUUAAAAAAAUUUUUUUCAGUGGAGGUACUGGGAAUUGAACCCAGGACCUUGUACAUACUAAGCAUGCACUCUACCACUGAGCUAUAUACCACCCCACAAUUGCUUUUAAUUCAAACAUAGUAAGUGCUCAAACUCUUUUAUUUGUGUCAUGGAGAAGGCUGGGAGGGCAGGAGAGGAGGAGAGAAGGGAGAGUAUAGGGCAGUGAGAAGAGAUAUUUGGACCUGGACUUUGAGGUCCUAUAAGAUUGCUAUUCAAAGGAAGAUUUGAUCUCCUAAAGAACUAUAAUUUGGAGCAAGACAGAUGGGGGUUAGACCAAAGGGAGAAUUUUCUAGUGGUCCAGAUAGGUACCAGAAUAGAAAAAGGGAGGCUAGAAUUAGACAUGGGUCAGCUUCCUUAACAAGGCCUAGGUAGGGGACGGGAAGGGGAAGCAAGGGUGAGAAAGGGAAGGCCGAAGUGGGAGACCAUGGAGUCAAGGAGGGAGACCAGGAGGUGAGAAGUUGACUAUGAGAUAGGAAGAGGAGGCGCAUGGGAGGGGAGGAGAAAAGAAAAAUGGGUGAUCAGGUAGGGAAUGACAUUAAGACCCCUGGGUUCUGCUCAUCAUCAGACAAACCUGGAGCUUCUGAGGGGAGGCAGAAGAGAGAAGGAUCUCGGGCCACCAGGAAGCCCUCAGAGCCUAGGGCACCGCAGCCCAGUGCCCUCUGGCCCCUGUGCUGUUGACUCAGCCGGUCCACACUUCCUCUUUCUACGCUAGGCAUCUCUUCCCCUCCCCCACCUCUUGACUGCCAGUAUGGCUGCAGCUGAGAGUCAGGUCCAGGCCCCAAGGUCCAGGCUGGGGACUCUCUGGGUUCUAAAUCUCUGUCCCUGGGCACCAAUCAGUGUCCUCUGACUUGGGGUUCAUGCCCUCAGCCUCAGCCAUCUGGAUCCAGCUUUUUGGUUUCUGAGAGGCAGGGAAACCUUGGAGGGAGUGGUCUUGUCAGCUUGUCUUCCUGUUCUCUGUCAUCUUAAGAAUGGAGGGAAAAUCCGGGGGUCUGAGGUGACCACUGAGGAAGGUCCUGGAAUAGGUAGAAAGCAUGAUGUCCCAUCUCACCUCCUCAGGUUUUGCAAGGGAGACUCAGGGAUUUGAGGAGGGACAUGAAAAAGGUCAGGGAGAAUGACUUGACCCGCCAAGAGCAGGGGGAAGAAGGAGAAGAGAGAGCUGAUGGGAAAUGCCAGCCUCCGAGGUUCUGCAGAAGGGCCCACAGUGCACACCAUCUCAUCGGAGACAAGAACUGACAUUGCAGCCAGAGGAUGGAGGGUAGAUGCCAGCAAGGACUUCCUAGACUAAUUGGACCCGGGAAAAGGAGAAGAUGAAGGAAGCCAAGGAUGCCCGCUAUACCAACGGGCACCUCUUCACCACCAUCUCCGUUUCGGGCAUGACCAUGUGCUAUGCCUGUAACAAGAGCAUCACAGCCAAGGAAGCCCUCAUCUGCCCAACCUGCAAUGUGACUAUCCACAACCGCUGUAAAGACACCCUCGCCAACUGUACCAAGGUCAAGCAGAAGCAACAGAAAGCCGCCCUGCUGAAGAACAACACUGCCUUGCAGUCUGUUUCACUUCGCAGUAAGACCACCACCCGGGAGCGGCCUAGCUCUGCCAUCUACCCCUCCGACAGCUUCCGGCAGUCUCUGCUUGGCUCCCGCCGCGGCCGCUCCUCCUUGUCUUUAGCCAAGAGUGUUUCUACCACCAACAUUGCUGGACACUUCAAUGAUGAGUCUCCACUGGGGCUGCGCCGGAUCCUCUCCCAGUCCACAGACUCCCUCAACAUGCGGAACCGGACCCUGUCAGUGGAGUCCCUCAUCGAUGAAGGUGCAGAGGUGAUCUACAAUGAGCUGAUGAGUGACUUUGAGAUGGAUGAGAAGGACUUUGCAGCUGAUUCCUGGAGCCUUGCUGUGGAUAGCAGCUUCUUGCAGCAGCAUAAAAAGGAGGUGAUGAAGCAGCAGGAUGUCAUCUACGAGCUAAUCCAGACAGAGCUGCACCAUGUGCGGACGCUGAAGAUCAUGACCCGCCUCUUCCGCACGGGGAUGCUGGAAGAGCUGCAGCUGGAGCCAGGGGUGGUCCAGGGCCUGUUCCCCUGCGUGGACGAGCUCACUGACAUCCACACACGCUUCCUCAGCCAGCUGUUAGAACGCCGGCGCCAGGCCCUGUGUCCCGGCAGCCCCCGGAACUUCGUCAUCCAUCGCUUGGGUGACCUGCUCAUCAGCCAGUUCUCAGGUCCCAGCGCAGAGCAGAUGCGUAAGACCUACUCAGAGUUCUGUAGUCGCCACACCAAGGCCUUAAAGCUCUAUAAGGAGCUGUACGCCCGAGACAAACGCUUCCAGCAGUUCAUCCGGAAAGUGACCCGCUCAGCUGUGCUGAAGCGGCAUGGGGUACAGGAGUGCAUCCUGCUGGUGACUCAGCGCAUCACCAAGUACCCGGUGCUCAUCAACCGGAUCCUGCAGCAUUCCCAUGGGAUUGAGGAGGAACGCCAGGACCUGAUGAUGGCACUGGGGCUGGUGAAGGAGUUGCUGUCCAACGUGGAUCAGGAUGUGCAUGAGCUGGAAAAAGGGGCCCGCCUGCAGGAGAUCUACAACCGCAUGGACCCUCGGGCCCAGACCCCGGUGCCUGGCAAGGGUCCCUUUGGCCGAGAGGAGCUUCUACGGCGCAAGCUCAUCCACGAUGGGUGUCUGCUCUGGAAGACAGCAACUGGGCGCUUCAAAGAUGUGCUGAUGCUGCUGAUGACAGAUGUGCUGGUGUUUCUCCAGGAGAAGGACCAGAAGUACAUCUUUCCUGCCCUGGACAAGCCCUCGUUGGUAUCACUGCAGAAUCUAAUCGUGCGGGACAUUGCCAACCAGGAGAAAGGGAUGUUUCUGAUCAGCGCGGCACCCCCUGAGAUGUAUGAGGUCCACACGGCAUCCCGGGAUGACCGGAGCACCUGGAUCCGCGUCAUUCAGCAGAGCGUGCGCGUAUGCCCAUCCAGGGAGGACUUCCCCCUGAUUGAGACAGAGAAUGAGGCUUACCUGCGGCGUAUGAAGAUGGAGCUGCAGCAGAAAGACCGGGCACUGGUGGAGCUGCUGCAGGAGAAGGUUGGGCUGUUUGCCGAGAUGACCCAUUUCCAAGUGGAAGAGGAUUGCGGCAGCGGGAUGCCCCUGCCCACCCUGCCCAGGGGCCUUUUCCGCUCUGAGUCCCUCGAGUCCCCUCGUGGCGAGCGGCUGCUACAGGAUGCCAUCCGUGAGGUGGAGGGCCUGAAAGACCUACUGGUGGGGCCUGGAGCGGAGCUGCUCUUGACACCCCGGGAGCCAGCCCUGCCCGUGGAACCAGACAGCGGUGGUAACACGAGUCCUGGGGUCACUGCCAAUGGUGAGGCCAGAACCUUCAAUGGCUCAAUUGAGCUCUGCAGAGCCGACUCGGACUCCAGCCAGAAGGAUCGAAAUGGAAAUCAGCUGAGAUCUCCCCAGGAGGAAGCGUUGCAGCGACUGGUCAAUCUCUACGGACUUCUACAUGGCCUACAGGCGGCUGUGGCCCAGCAGGACACUUUGAUGGAAGCCCGGUUCCCGGAGGGCCCUGAGCGGCGGGAGAAGCUGACCCGAGCCAACUCCCGGGAUGGGGAGGCUGGCAGAGCCGGAGCUGUGGCUCCUGAAAAGCAAGCUACGGAACUGGCGUUGCUGCAGCGGCAACACGCGCUGUUGCAGGAGGAGCUGCGGCGCUGCCGGCGGCUUGGCGAAGAGCGGGCAACUGAGGCCGGCAGCCUGGAAGCCCGGCUCCGGGAGAGCGAGCAGGCCCGAGCUCUGCUGGAGCGGGAGGCUGAAGAGGCUCGCAGGCAGCUGGCCGCCUUGGGCCACACAGAACCACUCCCGGCUGAGGCACCCUGGGCCCGCAGGCCUCUAGAUCCUCGACGUCGCAGCCUCCCUGCAGGCGAUGCCCUGUACUUGAGUUUCACGCCCCCACAGCCCAGCCGAGGCCACGACCGCCUGGAUUUGCCUGUGACUAUUCGCUCCAUCCAUCGACCCUUUGAGGAUCGAGACAGGCAGGAGCUGGGAAGCCCGGAGGAGCGGCUGCAAGAUAGCAGUGACCCCGACACCGGCAGUGAGGAGGAAGGUAGCAGCCGUCUGUCUCCGCCCCAUAGUCCACGAGACUUCACCAGAAUGCAGGACAUCCCGGAAGAGACUGAGAGCCGCGACGGGGAGCCUGUAGCUCCAGAGAGCUAAGGGGGCCCCUCCCCCCUACCCUGUGUCCCCUUGAAGAACAUUGCUGAGGGAGGCAAACCUUGGGGACUCCAAUCUGCCAGUGACAAGGGAACAUUUGAAAGAACUGCUGAUUGUUCUUGCCAGCUCUUGGGAUCCUUGGAUACUGGAGCUUAGGGAGCUGGGGGAAUUAGGCCACAGUGCCCCCUGGUGGCAUCCAGAAGCUACACCACAGAUGCCAAUUUUUCAUGCCUUCCUCCCUCUACUUUAGGAAAAUUUAUUUAUUUAUUGUUUAUUAGUUAUGGAGGGAGAGGGGAGAUUUAAAGGACCAGGGACAUGGGAACCAAGCCAUAGGGAUCGGGGGCCUUGUCCUUUAACACUACUGGGGUUUCUUCAGGCUUAACCAUGCAGCUGCUGGGUUCUAGCCCUGAUGCCUCUCCCCAGCAACACCUGUCUUUGAGGAGAGGCUGCAGCCAUAGGACCCUACUGCCCCUUCAGGAAGGGCUGUGGUCAGGGCCAUGUCCCUCUCCCUCUCCCCUCAACCUCUUUCUGCUCUUCUCCCUUCUCUCCAUCUUCCAUGGAAACCCCAGGGAGAUAACCUGGCUUCCUAGAGUUGAUGGAGUAGAGGUUGAGGUGGCCAUAAUGGUUUGUUGGGGGUUGAGGGGGAAAAACUCACAGGGACCAGAAUGUUUUUUUGCUGUUGUUUUCUUUUUUGUACCAAAGCCAACUGCACGUGUUUUAUAUUUUUAAGAGAAGAUUGUGGCAAUUAGAAAUCGCAGCCUUCUAUCUCUACAUCUCUGAAGAACUCAAGGGAUGGGGGAAGCAAUGACUUCUCCCCUCACCUGUAGUGAUAGGGGACCUAUUCUGACCUCUUCCCCAGCCAUUUGGAAAAAAAGUUCUAGGGUGAGUUGGGAAAUCUCUACGAACCCUGACCUCAUCCCCCACCCCAGCAACCAUGACCUGAAACCUCAGCAUAAAUUUUGGGGAUUUUUUCAAUGGCCCCCCUAGUGCCCGCUAGCCCCAGCCAGUUUUUGCCAAUUUGAUUGUUUAAAAAAAAAAAAGAUAAAGCAGGGAAAAUUAAAGACCUGGAACCCCA